UUCUAUGUUGUUAGUUGUUGAGCUCUUAAUUAUUGGUGUUAAAUUUAUAUUUCGCAUUAUUUAGUUGAAUUGAAUAUAAAUUAGUUACCAGUCAAUUAAUGUUGUCUUUUAAUGAUUAUGAUUCUUUUUGAAGUUGGCUUUACCCCUAGUUUGUGUAAAUUUUAGACAGAAAUGAAAUCUAGAAAUGAUUGUAAACAUAACCUCGAAAUAUUAAUCAAACAAAAAUAAUACUGUUUAAAUUUAUAAAUAAAUCCUGGUUAAGAACAAGAUACGGAUACAUGGCAUCUGUUAAAGUUCCUGAACAAAAAGUUAUCCUUUGUGGUGAAUUCGGAGUUGGGAAGAGUUCUUUAUUCAGAAGAUACGCCUUCAAUUCUUUUGUCACUUCAACUAGCAGACAGUCUACCCUAGGACUUGAUCAUUUUAACAAGGAAUACAAUGUUAAUGGAAAAAGAAUUCGGCUUCAGUUGUGGGACACAGGAGGUAUGGAACGUGUUGCGUCUAUUACCUCGAGCUACUACAAGUUUGCAGAAGCAGCUAUUCUAGUUUUUGCUCUCGACAAUGCUGCUUCAUUUCACGUUCUAUCGCAACAUUUGCUUGACAUUGUGACAUAUGCUGAAAACGCUAAAAUAUAUUUGUGUGGAAACAAGUCAGAUUUGGAAGGUGACACUCCUCAGGUGACCGAGGCCGACAUGGAGAACUUUGGGGAGCAGUGCCACAAUUUGAUUAGUGGAACAUUCAAGACUUCGUGUAAAAACGGCCAAGGGGUUGAAGAAAUGUUUCAAGAAAUAGCUCAACAUUUAGUUCAAGCUAACCGAUCAAGAAUGGAACUACAAACUGUUGAUACUAAAUCGUUCAAGAUUGCUCCAACAGAAGACUUGAAUGAAGAUCCCCCAUGUUUGUGUUAGUCCAACGAUAAAAGGCAUGUGAAAAAAUACUAUCACUAAAAAGUUAACAUAGCAAACUAUUUUUAGCAUGAAACAACAAACUUGUUCCUUGCUCCGUAAGGUCUCAGGUGUGAUAGUGGCGAAUCAGAAGCAAUUUUUGCAGCACCACUCUGAUUUUAUCAGACUACCACACUAGUUUUCUUGAAACUAUAUGUUGUUGUUUUUAUAGUUGAUGUUGGUAACACUGAGGGCCAGUAUUGAUAAAUUUUAUCAGACUACCACACAAGUUUUCUUGAAACUGUAUGUUGGUGUUUUUAUAGUUGAUGUUGGUAACACUGAGCGCCGCCGCCAGUGUUGACAAAAUUUUGUUUAUCUUAUUUCAGGGCUAAUUAUAUGAUUUGUGCUUUUUAUUUGUUGGUUAUAAAACAAUAGGACAAUCUAUUUUUCAUAAUUACAUCGUAAAUUGUAAACAAAAACACGACCCUAGCGGCAUUGGACAGAAUUACAUUAAAAUUGUCUUCAGCUGAUCUAUAAUGAUGAUAAAUAUACUAAGCGGAGUAUGUUUAAUCAAAGGCGGUAGGGUAUGUAAAGUGACAUUUGUUUCAUAACCUCCUUAUCGCUCACAUAUUGCUAGCUAGCCGCCUUUAUCUUACUUACCAAAGACACUUUUUUAUGAAAAGGUACUGUAAUACAAAAAGCUUUUCUUUCAUUGAGACUAACAGGUGUGAUUUGUUUGUACAACAAUUUUUGGCCAGCCUAAAUACGGUAAGAAAAAUUAAACUGUAAUAAAAAGUUAAAAUUGUAUGCUUGAAUAUUUGUUGCUUAUAUUAAAAUAUUUAUUGGCUUAUAGUUCCUUGGGGUAUACUGUUGGAAGAUAAGCCAAAUUGAGUUAAUUCACUCGUUCUUUGCAACAUGUUAUAUGAAGGCUGUUUAGAUGUAUGUAUAUUUUUAGUUGUGUUUAUAAGCUUCAUGUAUAGUUUUUCUGUUCUGCAUCAAAUUUUGAUAUUGUUAUGUAUAUUUAAAUAUAUGUAAGUAAUUUCUUGUUGCUUGAAGAAGAUUCAUCUCAGUUGUGACUAGGGAUAUUUAUUUUCUAUAAAGUCACUACAUAAAAGCAUAUUUGAAUCUUUCAAUAAUUAGUUACUUUCGUCUGUUGUGUGAAAUGUUAAGUCCUACAAUGCAACCUAAAGGUUAAUUUAUUUCAAAAAGCUGGAUUUUUGUUUAUUACUUAACCCUCCGAGUGUCCCUUGUUUUGGCCUUAAUGUCUGCCUAUUUUUUGCUCAUUUGCAAGGUUUUAUUAAAACGGAUCUUUGUUUGGAAAAUCAUGGGCUUCAAUAUUAUACAUUAGAACAUAAGGAACAUUU
Molecule: messenger RNA, 2245 nt
Organism: Macrosteles quadrilineatus (aster leafhopper)
Lineage: Eukaryota; Metazoa; Arthropoda; Insecta; Hemiptera; Cicadellidae
Gene: RabX6
Product: ras-related protein Rab-30
Exons: 3
Coding region: 279-905 (208 amino acids)
Molecular function (GO): GTP binding; GTPase activity
Source: RefSeq, a predicted model, not a curated record